Tripterygium wilfordii is the source of this 4230-nucleotide messenger RNA. RefSeq names its product U-box domain-containing protein 35-like. NCBI's taxonomy places the organism in Eukaryota, Viridiplantae, Streptophyta, Magnoliopsida, Celastrales, Celastraceae. The coding region runs from base 31 to 2382 and encodes 783 amino acids. Gene Ontology annotation, molecular function: ATP binding; protein kinase activity. The transcript has 11 exons. Gene Ontology annotation, biological process: protein phosphorylation. The record is from RefSeq and is a predicted model, not a curated record.
AGGAUAGGAAAGCAAAACGUUGAGGGAAAAAUGUCGCAUCCCAAGGCAAAUGGUGGAAGGAAGGGAGGAAGAAAUGGAUUGGUAGCAGUUGCAAUAGACAAAGAGAAAAGUAGCCAGUCUGCUUUAAAAUGGGCGGUGGAGAAUCUACUCGUCAAAGGCCAAACUGUUAUCCUAAUUCAUGUCCUCCACAAAACAUCAUUGUCUUCAUCUAAUUCAAUUUCUGACGUCAGCUCAGCUGAAUCACCACACAGGCAGCAUCUUGAGAGGUUAACAAAGGACGUAUUCCUUACCUUCCGUUGCUUUUGUACUUGUAAAGACGUACAAUGCUUUGAUGUUGUACUUGAAGACCCUGAUAUAGUAAGGGCAUUAACAGAAUACGUUUCCAAUGCUGCAAUUGAAAACCUGGUUCUUGGUUGCUCAUCUCGGCAUGGAUUUAUCAGAAAAUUCAAGCCGGAUAUUCCAGGAAGUGUAUCAAAAGGAGCACCAGAUUUUUGCACUGUAUAUGUCAUCUCAAAAGGAAAAAUAUCUUCAGUGCGAAAUGCUUCUCGACCAGCCCCAUUCACAUCACCACUAACACAUCAAAUACAGAUAUUAAAUGAAAGAAAUGAUGAUAUUUUUGACACACAGUCCAGACAGAGCAUGAAACUGCUUAGAGACAGGACAUCAUUCAAGCCUCGACGCUCAGUUGAGGAAUCCUUCAGGUCGCCAAUCCUAAGAGGACCAAGAGGCAUACCGGUCAAAACGUUGAUGGAUUUCUCAGAAUCAGAUACUGACAUAUCAUUUAUAAGCUCUGAAAGACCAAGCACUGACCGUACAUCUUCUGUUGGGUUUGAUUUUACUGAUUCAGGAAGAACACCACGGCUAUCAACUAGCUCAGAACACAGCUUUGGAUCAAUACGAGUUGGACCCAGGUUCAUGGACCUUGGCUCUCUAAAUGAGCAUUCAACUAUUUCACAGGAAAGUGGAAGCACUUCAUGUUCAUGCUCAUCACAAGGCUUGGAUGAAGUGGAAGCUGAGAUGAAGAGGCUAAAGUUAGAAUUGAAGCAAACGAUGGAUUUGUACAGUAAUGCAUGCAGGGAAGCACUUAAAGCAAAACAAAAGGCAUCAGAGAUGCAGCACUUGAAACUUGAAGAAGAAAAACGAUUAGAAGAGGCAAGACUUAAAGGGGAAGUUGCACUUUCAGUCGCAGAGAAGGAGAGAGCUAGGUGCCAGGAAGCCGCAGAAGCAGCUGAAGCUGCUCAGAAGAUAGCAGAAUCAGAAGCACAAAGAAGACUCAAUGCAGAAAUGAAAGCCCUCCAAGAAGCAGAGGAAAUGAAGAAGCUAAUCGAUUCUCUAGCCAAAAAGGAUAUCAGAUACAGGAGAUAUAAUAUUGAUGAUAUUGUGGCAGCAACAGAAGACUUCUCUGAUUCUCGUAAAAUUGGGGAAGGAGGUUAUGGUCCUGUCUACAAGUGUUAUCUUGAUCAUACACCAGUUGCAGUUAAGGUUUUACGUCCCGACGCUGCUCAAGGAAGGUCACAAUUUCAGCAAGAGAUUGCAGUACUUAGCUGCAUACGACAUCCAAACAUGGUACUUCUUCUAGGAGCUUGCCCAGAGUAUGGCAUUCUGGUAUAUGAAUACAUGGCUAAAGGAAGCUUAGAAGAUUGUCUUUUCCACAAAGGAAAUACGCCAGCCCUUUCUUGGCAACAAAGGUUUAGAAUUGCUGCAGAGAUUGCUACGGGCCUACUCUUCCUCCAUCAGGCAAAGCCAGAGCCCAUAGUACACCGUGACCUCAAGCCCGGUAACAUUUUACUAGAUUAUAACUAUGUCAGCAAGAUCAGUGAUGUUGGACUGGCCAGGCUUGUCCCUGUUAUUGCUGAGAAUGUAACCCAGUGCCGCAUGACAUCCACAGCCGGAACUUUCUGCUAUAUUGAUCCGGAGUAUCAACAAACAGGAAUGCUUGGUGUAAAAUCUGAUGUAUAUUCAUUAGGAAUCAUGCUCCUGCAGGUGAUAACAGCUAAGCCAGCAAUGGGCUUGACCCACCAUGUUGAACAAGCAAUUGAGAAGGGUAAAUUUGCUGAGAUGUUGGAUCCAGCUGUACCAGAUUGGCCAGUUGAACAAGCUUUGUGCUUUGCAAAGCUGGCACUACAAUGUGCAGAACUCAGAAGGAAGGAUAGGCCAGACCUUGGCAAGGAAGUAUUGCCAGAACUCAACAGAUUGAGAGAAUUUUCUGAAGAAAAAAUGACCCACAACUUCUUAGGAGGCAGUGCAGCACCUCCCCCCUUCCAAGGCCGUACUUCAUCAUUGCAGGAUUUGUUAAGCGAAACAGAUGAAGUAAAUUCAGGAAGCUCAAAGACCCAAUCAAGCUCAUCCUCACAUCCAGAAAUACAAACAGGUGUAGAUUGAGAAACAACUCAAACGUAGAGCACAAAGGUUGAAGUUAAAACAUGUAUUUUGUACAUUAUACUUUUAUAUCUCGUAUUCAUAGGACCAACUUAAGAAGAGUGGGGGAAGUCAUUACAUUUAUGCCCAAGUUUAGAUCCUUAACAUAACAUUUGAAGUUGUGACCAAGCUCAUUGAGUUUGACUUCUUUUUUUCUCCCUAUCAUUUCUGUAGAUAUACAAUUCAAAAUCGACAUUAGUUUAUUGACACAUAAUUACGUACAUACGAACCAAAAAUAAAGGGAUAUAGCAUUUUUGCAGGGCAAUACUGGAUGGAACGAACCAACUUACAGUAUUCUUGUUUUGCUGAUCAAGAUGUGAACUUCAAAUCACCAUUUAUGAAAAAGGGAGAAAAGCAUAUAAACAAUCAUUAUUUUCUAUACAUAUAUGCAUAUAAUUGAAGCAAAAACCAUCAACAUUCAACAGUUCUAUAAAUUAGAUCAUAAUAACUACUGAACUUCAGUGAAUAAUGUUUCUUGUAAAAAAUUAAUGUGUACGCAAUUGAAGUUUAAAACUGAACCUAAUUACCUAAUAUUCAAUUUACGAAAAUUAAACAGAUUAUAAUUGAGUCAAGAAAUUGAAUAAUUAAUCAUUACCUGUGAUUCUGAUAUCUAAAAUCUUACCUGGGAAGUUAUAUGUCGAGCAAGAAAGCCCAUCUCAUCUUCUUCAUUGGUUCAACACAUCAUUCAUGUUCCGUUGGAGACCUCUAUCGACUCUCUCUUGUCUCUUUCCUGUCAGCACUGCUACUGUCAUAUACUCAUAUGAUCUCUCGAGAAAGCCCAAGACUUGCUCGAAAAAAUGUCCAAACGAAAUCUUGAUCAGCUGCACUCCAUUACAGAAUUAGGGGAGCAAGUGUAACAGGGUUUAGUUUACACCAGAAAGCAGAUAAAGAUCGGGGUUCUACCCACUUGCAACAACACUUACCAACACAAAACCUAAAUUCUCAUGAUGUACCUGAACAAGCCGUAUACAUUGUUCUUGAGGUCUGAACAUCAGAACAUGGAAUGGAACACAAAACGGUCGAAAGAGAUGGUUUUUUGGCAUCUGGGUUUGGUUGGAAAAUUGGCAUAAAAGAGUACCGUUUAUAGAGCACCAAUAGGAGGAUCUAAAUAACACCGGGUCGAUUGACGCCAAUUGUACACGAGUCGGGUUCAAAAGACAUACAAACCCAUCCUUUCCGCGUUAAGUCGCUCUCAGUUGGAGAACAAAUCUUGAGUUCUCUGUUUGGCAGUAGCUCUUCUUCAUCAAAAGAAAAGAACACCGCCGAUUAUUGCCCUGGAGAGCGAGUUUCUGCGUUUUAUUGAUGUCGCAAGGAAGGCUGCCGCUGCUGCUUCUGCACUCAACAGGGUCUCCCCGUGUGGUCCUGAGGUUUUCCGCUGUCUCGACGCCCUGAAACGGCUCCAAGACUUCCCGGCGACACGCGGUCUUGUUGAGUCAACUCUGCUUCACAAGAAGCUGUUCCCUCUCACAAGGCAUCCAAUCCUUAAAAUUCGUAAUGCCGCCGCAGCCUUGAUUCAGAAAUCCAAGAAGGGAAGCUGUGAUCAUCAGCAUUGCAAACAGAGCAAGAAAGGUCACACCAGAUGAACUUGUAAGCAUGACCGCAGAAGAGAUGGAAAUCCAUCAAAGGAGGAAAGAAAAUCCAGACCUGCAAGAGACGGACUUCUGAAGUUUUUUUUGGUACAAGUUCUGUUCUUUCAGUGUUCUGCUUUGAAGGUUUAAGGAAUACGGUAAAACUUGAUUAGUUGAAUAGUUUUGAAUUAGUAGAAUGUGAAUUUUUUAUGCGGAUGAAUGAAAUAUUCAGAAAUUUUUACAU